CGGUGUUGCAGGGCAGUCUGUUGUUUGUUUGUUUAUUUGUUUGUUUGUUUGUUGACAGCGUUCGGAGCGGUGUUGCAGGGCAGUUUGUUGUUUAUUUGUUUGUUUGUUUGUUGACAGCGUUCGGAGCGGUGUUGCAGGGCAGUCUGUUGUUUGUUUAUUUAUUUGUUUGUUUGUUUGUUGACAGCGUUCGGAGCAGUGUUGCAGGGCAGUCUCUUUGGGAUGGCAGGUUUGCUCCCGGCUUCGUACACCACGCCCAUCAUGAGCGGCCAGGGGAUGGCAGGGAGCUUCGCCGCCUUCGCCAUGAUCUGCGCCAUCGCAAGUGGGUCUGAUCUGCAGGAUGCAGCCUUUGGAUAUUUCAUCACAGCCUGUGUUGUUAUCUUUCUGUCCAUCCUCUCCUACAUCCUGCUGCCCAAACUGGAGUUCUUCCAGUUUUAUCAGGAGAAGAACCGGGAACAGAACCCGGAGAACUCAGUGAAGCUGAUGAACCCAGAGAGCGAUGGAAAGUCAGCUGAUCAGAGCGGCCAACAGGACGUCUCCAUAAUAAAGAUCUUUAAGAAGAUCUGGCUGCUGGCUCUCUCCGUGUGCUUCACCUUCACCGUCACCAUCGGCACGUUCCCCGCCAUCACGGCCGACACCAAGUCCACGCUGGCCAGGGGGUCCUGGGGGUCCUGGGAGCGAUACUUCAUCCCCGCCAGCUGCUUCCUCCUCUUCAACCUGAGCGACUGGGCCGGACGCAGCCUGACCGCCUUCUGCAUGUGGGUGAGUCCUGAACCCUGACAUCAC
This is a messenger RNA of Notothenia coriiceps (black rockcod), 783 nucleotides long. RefSeq names its product equilibrative nucleoside transporter 1-like. The transcript is spliced from 6 exons. Bases 220 to 777 code for a protein of 185 amino acids. The record is from RefSeq and is a predicted model, not a curated record. Gene Ontology annotation, cellular component: plasma membrane. Gene Ontology annotation, molecular function: nucleoside transmembrane transporter activity. Gene Ontology annotation, biological process: uridine transmembrane transport. Lineage: Eukaryota; Metazoa; Chordata; Actinopteri; Perciformes; Nototheniidae.